CUGAGUGCUGAGGUGAGGCUGGCGCCUCGGGGCUGUGGAUGUGCCAUGGAGAUGGAGGCCUGUCCGCCUCCCGCCGCGGCCAUCCGGCCCCUGGACCGCCCGUCCGUGCACCGCAUCUGCUCGGGGCAGGUCGUGCUGAGCGUCGGCACCGCCGUGAAGGAGCUGCUGGAGAACAGCCUGGACGCCGGCGCCACGCACGUCGAUAUAAAACUUAAAGAUUAUGGAGCAGAACUUAUAGAAGUUUCAGAUAAUGGUUGUGGUGUAGAAGAAGAAAACUUCGAGGGGUUGACUUUGAAACAUUAUACUUCUAAGAUACAAGAUUUCUCUGAUCUAAUAUGUGUCGAAACAUUUGGAUUUCGAGGUGAAGCUCUGAGUUCACUGUGUGCAUUAAGUGAUGUUACCAUUUUUACUUGUCACAAGUCUGCAAAAGUUGGAACUCGUCUGGUAUUUGAUCACAAUGGGAAAAUUACUCAGAAAACUCCUUACCCACGACAGCAAGGAACAACUGUUAGCAUACAGCAAUUAUUUUAUACUCUGCCAGUACGGCAUAAAGAACUUCAAAGAAACAUUAAGAAGGAGUAUGCAAAAAUGGUCCAGAUACUGCAAGCAUAUUGUAUCAUUUCAACGGGAGUUCGAAUUACCUGUACCAAUCAAGUUGGUCAAGGGAAAAAACACACUGUGGUAUGCACCCCUGGGAGUUCAAGUCUGAAGGAAAACAUAGGAGCAGUAUUUGGGCAAAAACAGUUGCAGAGCCUUAUUUCCUUUGCUCAGCUACUUCCUAGUGAAGCUGUUUGUGAAGAAUAUGGCCUCAGCUCUGUUGACAUGCCGCAUAGUCUGUAUACCAUUACAGGCUUCAUUUCCCAUUGUGAUCAUGGCGUUGGAAGGAGUACAACAGAGAGACAGUUCUUUUUCAUCAAUCAGAGACCAUGUGAUCCAACAAAGGUUUCCAAGCUUGUCAAUGAAGUUUACCACAUGUACAAUAAACACCAAUAUCCAUUUAUUGUUCUAAAUAUUUGUGUAGAUUCUGAAUGUGUUGACAUCAAUGUAACACCUGAUAAGAGGCAAAUUUUACUUCAGGAGGAGAAAGUUUUGUUAGCAAUUUUAAAGACUUCUCUGAUGGAUAUGUUUGGUAGUGAUGUUAAUAAACUUAACAUCAAUCAAAAGCUGCUGGAUAUUGCAGGUAACUUGAAAAAAAUACUUCCAGAAGAAACCGAAAAGCCUAAGGCAGAAACAUUGCUUGGUUCUGCAUCUCAAAAUCCAAGCAGGGAAUUAAAAAGAGGGAUGACUAUUACCAGAUUAAGGGAGUCGUUCUCACUCCAUCAAAUGACAGAGAGCAGCUUUGGGAGCCCUAAAAAUGUGAAACAACAACACAGCCCCCCUAGGCAGAGACAUUUGUCAGAUCUUUCCACUUCAAGUCCUGUAAACAGUCAAAAAUCUGACCCGAACAAGGAGACUGAGUGCUGGAGUGCAGUGGACUUAAACACACAUACAAUUAUUGGCACAAAUUUGAAGAAAUUAGAAAAUGACACUGAUUCUGGACAUGGUAGUACUUCUGCAGAAUCAAAUGUUAGGUUUAGCACUCCGGAAGUAGGUAGCUGCCUCAGCAGUGAAAGUACAGAUGCUUCUCCUGAUGAAGAAUUCCAUAUAUCAGAUGAAAAUCUCCAAAGUGGGCGUCUUGAAACCGUAACCUGUGCUGAGGAAUCAUUGGAAUGUGAUGUCCAGCUUUCAGGAAAUGUAUGUAAAUUGAACCAAGUGAGUGAUCAGAAAGAACGGAGAGGGUUCCUUCCAAAUUCUUUCCCAAAUAUGAAGCGUUUUAAAAGUAAAAAAGAGGACUUAAAGGGAACUACCUGUCCAGAACUAAAGAAUGCUCAGAACCCUGCGCCAGGACUACAUGCUGAUGUACUGAUAAAAGUUCAAAAGAAAACUGUGACACUUGAGUUCUCAAUGAACACUUUAGCAGAAAGAGUAAGAAAACUUACUCAGCUCCAACAGAAAAAUACAGAAAUGCUGAAUUACAGAAGAUUUAAGGCAAAAAUUAGUCCUGGAGAAAAUAAGGCAGCAGAGGAUGAAUUAAGAAAAGAGAUACGUAAAGAGAUGUUUGCAAACAUGGAAAUUAUUGGUCAGUUCAAUUUAGGGUUUAUAAUUGCCAAGCUAAAGUCUGACCUCUUCAUAAUUGACCAACAUGCUACAGAUGAGAAAUACAAUUUUGAGAUGUUACAACAGCACACCGUUCUUCAAGGUCAGAAGUUGAUAGCGCCUCAAAGUCUUAAUUUAACUGCUGUAAAUGAAACUAUAUUGAUAGAAAACUUGGAGAUAUUCAGAAAAAAUGGAUUUGAUUUUGUUAUUGAUGAAAAUGCUCCUGUAACUCAAAGGGUUAAGCUGAUUUCUUUGCCAACAAGCAAAAACUGGACUUUUGGUCCUCAGGACAUAGAAGAGCUGAUCUUUAUGCUAAGUGAUUGCCCUGGAGUCAUGUGUAGGCCAUCCAGAGUCAGACAGAUGUUUGCUUCUCGAGCUUGUAGAAAAUCUGUGAUGAUUGGGACUGCACUUAAUGUAAAUGAGAUGAAGAAACUGAUCACCCACAUGGGUGAGAUUGAGCAUCCUUGGAACUGUCCUCAUGGAAGGCCUACCAUGAGGCACAUAGCCAGUUUAGACUUGAUUUCUCCAAAAUAAAACCAUGGCAUUUGUUUUAUUGGCAAUUUUCACUUUUAUUCAUUGGUGAUAAUAUUGAUCCAUGUCUUUUUGACUUGUAGAUUUUAUCAUGACUUUUUUUUAUUUUAGCUACCGUUUUGCAUAUUUAAAUACUACUUUUAUAAUGCAAACAUAUCCUGUAAGCUUUCUGUAUUACCUUUAUCAAGUAUAAAGUCACAUGAGAUUUACUUGUAAAUAGUAUUCCUUCUGUCAAGGCUGGCUUCGUAGGGUUUUUUUUUUUUCCUGCCCCAGCUAUAAUUGUAUUUUAAAAAUAAAUUUUUAUAAC
Messenger RNA from Gavialis gangeticus (Gharial), 2974 nucleotides. RefSeq names its product PMS1 homolog 2, mismatch repair system component (gene PMS2). Gene Ontology annotation, molecular function: ATP binding; ATP-dependent DNA damage sensor activity; ATP hydrolysis activity. NCBI's taxonomy places the organism in Eukaryota, Metazoa, Chordata, Crocodylia, Gavialidae. The record is from RefSeq and is a predicted model, not a curated record. Bases 46 to 2670 code for a protein of 874 amino acids. Gene Ontology annotation, biological process: mismatch repair. The transcript is spliced from 15 exons. Gene Ontology annotation, cellular component: MutLalpha complex.